GAGGAUAACAUACACGCGCACACUCACACACACCUCACCAUGAGGAAAAGCUCCUGUUGCAUGUACAGUUGUGGAGCCGCCGGCGCUCUGCUUCUGCUGGCGGGAAUUGCUCUCUUUGCCUCCGGACUUUUCCAGACGCUGAUCCACAACAAGCUCAAGAAGGAGAUCACGCUGACAGAAGGCAGUAAAGUGUUCGCCACAUGGAAGAACCCUCCUCCUCCAGUGUACAUGGAGUUUUUCUUCUUCAACGUCACCAAUCCUGAAGCUUUCCUUAAAGGAGAAGCUAAAGCUCGUCUGUCUGAGAUGGGGCCGUACACUUACAGAGAAUACAGGCCCAAACACAAUGUGUCGUUUGUGGACAACGGGACGAAAGUGGCCGCUUACACACCCAAAGUGUUCGUCUUCGUUCCGGAGAAAUCAGUGGGAGACCCUAGUGUAGACAUGGUGACGACUGUGAACAUCCCUGCUGUGGCUGUGAUGAAUCGUAUUAAAGGUGCAGGGUUCUUGGUCUCCUCUGCUAUGUCUUUAUACAUGAAGUCCAUCGGCGCCGAGAUGUUCAUGACACACACUGUGGACGAGCUGCUGUGGGGCUUCAAAGACCCUCUGCUCACCAAACUGCGCAGCAUCAAGCCGGAGACGGAUGAAUUCUUUGGGCUCAUGCUGCAUAAAAACGGCAGUGAUGACGGUGAGUUUGUGUAUCACACCGGAGAACACAACUAUCUGGACUACGGCCGCAUUUUCACUUGGAAGGGAGAGAAGUUGAUGUCGUUCUGGAAAACCAAUCAGAGUAACAUGAUCAACGGCACCGACGGCAGCGCAUUUCAUCCGUUCCUGACCAAAGAGGAGCGAUUGGAUGUGUUUACCGCUGACCUCUGCAGGUCCAUCCACAUGCGCUUUGAGAAGGAGGUGGAGGUGAAGGGAAUCCCAGCGUAUCGCUUCACGCCGCCCCGUGCUGUGCUCGCCAGCGGAACAAACAACCCAGAGAACGAGGGAUUCUGCCUCACGCCCAAGAAAUGCCUGGAUGACGGAGUGCUGGACGUGUCUGUGUGCCGGCAAGGUGCUCCUGUAGUCGUUUCUUUCCCUCAUUUUCAUCUGGGUGAUGAGAAAUACGUCCAGGCUGUGGAGGGUCUUUCUCCAGUCCACGAGCAGCAUCAGACCUUCCUGGAUCUGAACCCUACUAUGGGAGUGCCUGUUCGUGCCAUGAAAAGAGCUCAGAUCAACAUUCAUCUUGAGAGAGUCACGGGAUUUCCUAUGACCAGGAAUCUAGAAAGCACCAUCUUCCCUAUAAUCUUUCUGAACGAGUCUGUGGUGAUCGAUAACGCUUCAGCAGAGAGAAUCCAGAAGCUGCUGCUGGUCGUGACUUUGGUUUCUCAUUUUCCGCUGAUUCUCGUGGCUCUGGGAGUCAUUCUGCUCAUCGUAGCCGUCAUCCUCGCCGUCCGCUACUACCAGAACAAGACUGAAGUGAAGCGAUUUGAUUUUGCUGAGGCUUUCCACUGCACUGCUCCUUCUGCAAAGAAAGACACAUCAUAUGCUCCUGUGAGUGCCAAAGUGGACGAUCAAGACGAGAAAAACGGCACUUACAUCGGCAUGACGCCCGUGGACAAAUCUUAAACCACUGCUGAAUGUGUGUGUGCGCGCGUGUGUGUGUCAGAUGCUGUCUAUCAAGCACUGUCAGUAGUUUGAGCACUGUGUGUGUGUGUGUGUGUGUGUGUGUGUGUGUGUGUGUGUGUGUGUGUGUGUGUGUGUGUGUGUGUGUGUGUGUGUGUGUGUGUGUGGUCAUGAAGGUGUCACUGACUCUUCCUCAGGACUGAAGUCAUCUGUUUCUGCUCACACACACACUUCAGGUCAUCUCUACAGUUACAUAUUUAAACACUUUCAGCUGCAUAAAAGCUGAUUUAAUAGAUUUUACGUUAAAAUAGAUAUUAGAAAUAACACUAGAGCCUGUCCUAAAUGACACAAUCAGCCCUCAGUGUCCAUCACUACGGUUACACACACUCUGUCCAGUCGGUUUUUCUGUAGCGCUUUAUAUGAUGUAGAUGUCAGAGCUGCUUUACUGAGAGGAACAGGCAAAUAAUAAAGGUCAGGUGACUCUGUUAAACCCCGCCCACUAAUACACACCCACAAUGUUAAACCCCGCCCUCUAAUACACACCCACAGCAUUAAACCCUACCCACUAAACUAAAACAAACACGCGCAGUGUUAAACCCCGCCUACUAAAACAAACACACCCACAGUUUAAACCCUGUCCACUUAUACAAACUCCAUCUGUUACACCCCGCCCACAAAAAUAAACACCCUCUGUGCUAAACUCCGCCUCUGAAACGAACAUAAUCUGUAUUAAACCCCACCCACAGUGUUAAACCCUGCCUCAUAAAAUAGGCAUUCUUAGUGUUAAACCACACCCACUAAAACACAUCCUCUGUGUUAAACCCCGCCUACUAAAACAUAGAUAUUCUCAGUGUUAAACCCCACCCACUAAAAACACCCUCAGUGUUAAACCCCGCCCACUAAAGCAAAGACAUUCUCAGUGUUAAACGCUGCCCACCAAAACAAACACCACCUGUUACACCCCGCCCACAAAAGCAAACAUCUUCAGUGUAAAACUCCGCCUCUAAAACAAACAACUGAUUAAACCCCGCCCACUAAAACAAACACACUCACUUUGUUAAGCCGCAAACGUCAGAUAAUCUGUAAGUGGGUGGGGCUUGAAAGAAAACGCGUUUGAAUGGGCGGGGUUUAAAAGAGAAUGCAUGUUUAAGUGGGUGGGGUGGGCGUGGUUAGCCAGGAAAUGUGUUUUUUAAGUUUGUGGGAAAUGCCAGCAAAUGCUUAAAUGGGCGGGGUUU
This is a messenger RNA of Danio rerio (zebrafish), 2843 nucleotides long. The record is from RefSeq and is a predicted model, not a curated record. NCBI's taxonomy places the organism in Eukaryota, Metazoa, Chordata, Actinopteri, Cypriniformes, Danionidae.